GAUUCGUUUGCGAAAUGGCGAAUCCUGAUAACAUAUGAAGACUAGUAAUGACUCUCCCUUGUCCUCUCUGGUGCUUCUUCCUCUUUGGAACUCUUCAAGCCGGCCUUAAACCCCAUUUCACUCCUCUAUCAGUUUUGGCCUUUUAGCUAUUCAAUUUAAAGUAACUCUUAGGUUGCAUCACGUACUGGAUUUGAGCUGUGAAAAACUGCCUUGAAAGGUGGGGAAAAAGAGAUUGAUGCAUCUGGGCACCGACCUCUUUCGAUCUUUCUGGAUCACUUCAAUUUCUUCUCUUUUUGAUUUCAACGAUUUGGAUCGAUCCGAUUCUAGUCUAGAUUGAUUGUUUUAAUCUGUGAUUUUUCUGCAAUCGUUGAUUGGAUUCAAUUUCUGGGUUCUAUCUGAAAUGUUCUAUUUCGAUAACUCUAUCUCGCUCUGCCAGUCCGUUGACCAACCCCCUGCUAUGGCGAAUUCUAGUUGUUCAGCCGACUUCGGCUCUAAAUCGAGGAGAAGCAAUAACAUCCUGCGUAAUAGGAAGACGCCCGCUUCCUUCAAUAGUCUGCAAAUUCCACCUUGCGAUCGAUCUCGAUUUGCGGUGGUCGAUGUAGUGAUAUUUAUCGCUGUAAUUUGCGCAUGCGGAUUCUUGUUAUUUCCCUAUAUCCAGAUUUUGAUAAUUAAAUCUAUUGAGAUUGGUGGGACAAUCCUGGAUGCGGUGAAAGAGGAGUUUUCUAUGGCUCCAUUGAUCUACAUCUCUAUAGGACUUAGUGUUUCUUCCGCUGUAUUGGCUACUUUCUUAGUUGUGACAUGGACGGGUAGAAAAUGUGGAAAUCCCAACUGCAAGGGCCUAAAAAAUUCUGUUGAAUUUGACAUUCAAUUGGAGACAGAGGAUUGCGUGAAAAAGUCAGCUUCAUUGGGAACAGAUGGAGAUGGAUUCCAGAAGGGCUUGUUUGAACUGGCUCGCCAUCAAAACAGGGAAUUGGAAGCUCAACUCAGGAAGAUGGCACCCCCUAACGGAAGGGCUGUUCUUAUUCUCAGGGCAAAGUGUGGGUGUUCUGUUGGUAGAUUACAAGUUCCAGGUCCCAAGAAGCAUCGAAAGAUCAGGAAGUAGGAUCACACAUGAGACGAGACCCUUCAACUUUUAGGCCUUCUCUGGUCUAUCUAAUAGGGGACUAGCCUAUUUUGUCUUUGAAUAAGCCCUCUGGGCAAUAAGUUGUAAGCUUAUGAUGAAAUAUCGAUCAUAAUGAAUUUGUCACACCUUGGAAUAUAAUAACCCCUUAUUAAAUUCGCUUCUGGGGAUUACUUUCCUGUUUUAGGUAUCUGAAUUUCAUCAUUCUUCAUGAUAGCAGUAAUAUCAGUUUGGGGAUCAAUGUCCACAGUAUCUCAUGGUUAACAUGUUAUAAUAGAGGAGAUUGUUAUUCUGGUUAUCUGGCGUUAUUAUGAACAUACAUUUGAGCCUUGU
Messenger RNA from Neltuma alba, 1453 nucleotides. RefSeq lists its product as uncharacterized. The coding region runs from base 401 to 1102 and encodes 233 amino acids. NCBI's taxonomy places the organism in Eukaryota, Viridiplantae, Streptophyta, Magnoliopsida, Fabales, Fabaceae. The record is from RefSeq and is a predicted model, not a curated record. The transcript has a single exon.